Phaedon cochleariae (mustard beetle) is the source of this 2285-nucleotide messenger RNA. NCBI's taxonomy places the organism in Eukaryota, Metazoa, Arthropoda, Insecta, Coleoptera, Chrysomelidae. The record is from the annotation of a GenBank genome assembly.
CAAGAUGGUCCCAAUUUCAGCUAUACUUACAUAACAGUCAUAGUUUGAUGGAUCAACUUCUCUGAAGAACCUGUGCAUGACCACACUAGCAGUAGCCAAAUUCCAUCACAUCAAUAACAUCCUUCAUGUUGGGAAAGUUUUCCUUCUGGACAAGAACAAGGAUAAUGGAAUAUUUCCAGCAGUGUUUUGAAGGGUACUUCUGGACCCCUUUAGAGGUAAGAACUGCUAGAAAAACUGUAUGUCCAGUUGUCCACACCAGCGUCGAUUUUCGAUCACAAAUUCAGACGAAAAUUGAUGAACUAUAACAUGGACAUUCAAAAAAAAAUAAAAGUGGGGCAAACAACACAAGGACAGCACAUCCGAUCAAUCACCAUGUGCCUAAUAAAAAAAACUCCCAAGCCUCAAGGCCGCUUUUUUAUUCCACUUCAAGCCAAUGAACUCGUUCAUUGCUUCAAGCACAAGGUGGCACAAGGAUCUAACAGUGCUAAACUAAACAAGACAAGAGCAAUAGUGCAGAGAUCCCAUGCCAAGUAGGUCGUUUGGUGAUAAAAUCCUAAGAAGAGGGAAGAAGUUAGGUUUUUUAUUUUGUUUCACAGUAACACAGUAAUCACAUCAGUUUCAUAUUUAUAUUUAUAAUUUAAAAAACUGUUAUGUCAGACUCAGAGACUAUUCAAGGGAACACCUGUUCUUUUAUAUUCAAAAAAAGAAAUAUAAAAAAUAGAGGGACUAGAAAAAGACAAGCAUCAGAUAGUGAAGAUAACAGUGCAAAUGAGGAUGAUCAAACGAUUGUCAAACAUGGUAAACGUAAAAGCAGAUCUAAUCCAAACAUACAAAACACCAGUAAGUUGCAGAGAAAAAAGGAUAAGGAAGGAGAGGGACCAUCAUCAAGUAGUGAUGAGGAUUUUUUAGUCAGUUAUAAGUCCAACAAAUCUGCUAUGGCAGCUGGACCUGCUGAUCAAGGAGCUACUGCCACAUUUGAAAUAGACACUGAAAAAGACCGAGAUGCACAAGCUAUUUUUGAGAAGAGACUUGAGGUUAACAAAGAGCUAGAGGGCAAGGAGGACGACAAAGUCUACAGGGGGCUGAAUAACUAUACUCAGUACUACAAACCCAGAGAUACAGCAGCUGGAAAUGCUAGUUCUGGAUUAGUACGUAAAGGUCCUAUUAGAGCCCCAGAUAAUCUGAGAGCAACAGUACGAUGGGACUACCAGCCAGAUAUAUGUAAGGACUACAAAGAAACUGGCUUUUGUGGCUUUGGGGACAGCUGCAAGUUUUUACAUGACCGUAGUGAUUACAAACAUGGUUGGCAGCUGGAAAGGGAAUGGCAAGAGGGCUCUUAUGGUCAUGAUAGUGAUGAUGAGGACAAUACCAGAUAUGAAAUUCAUUCUGAUGGAGAAGAUUUGCCCUUCAAAUGUGUGAUUUGUAGAAAAAGCUUUGUUGACCCUGUAGUUUCAAAGUGUAAACACUACUUUUGUGAAAAAUGUGCCCUGGAACAUUAUAAGAAAAACAAGAGGUGCUUUGUUUGUAAUGCUCCAGUGACUUCUUUCAAUCCAGCAAAUAAAUUGAUUUCAAAACUCAAGAAUCUGGACCAAGAUGACCUAAAGAAAGAUUCUGAUUCUGAUGAUUAAUCAUCUAAACUGUUGCAGUGUGCAUAGAAAGAUGAACAAUUUUUUGAUAGGUAUCUAAGUUAUCAAUUUUACAAAUCAAAUCAAUUCCCCAAUAUAAAGCAUGGUUUAUUGUAUGUUAAAUUUGACAUAAGCUGUUCAAUGACCAAGUUCAUUUUCAUUUUAUUAGACUGGAAGAAAUAAAUUUGAAAUACUACCUGGACAAGGAUAUUUUUUUCAGUAAACUAUUUGAUGAAAACUUAUAAUUACCAAAGUAUUGUGUUGUUUGAAGAAUAAAUUUUAAAAUGCAGUGUUGGAACCAUCAAUAUAGUGAAGAAUUCAAAAGUAAAUCAACAUUCCUAUUAUUGUUUCCUAGCAAAAAAAAUAUUCCUUCAAAAUAUUCAGUGAAAAAAAUAACAUUAGCUGCCUCUAAGAAAUUUCUGAUUAUUUGUCCACUAAUUUCUCCUCUGUAAUACUAUUUUUAUGACAGAUACUAGGAGAAUAUUGGAUCUUUGAAGUUCAAAUUAUUUGACAAGAGAAGAAAAAAAAAAGAUCAGGGCAGUGGAAUAUUAUGAAAACAUGGUUGUGGGCCCAGUAGGUACUCAUCUUGAGUUCAAAUUGUUAGAAUCAGGGAAUGAAAUAGUUAUUUAUGUACAGGCCAGACAAUAAACAGCUUUUCUC